Molecule: messenger RNA, 552 nt
Organism: Penicillium taxi
Lineage: Eukaryota; Fungi; Ascomycota; Eurotiomycetes; Eurotiales; Aspergillaceae
Gene: rpl17
Product: 60S ribosomal protein uL22
Exons: 4
Coding region: 1-552 (183 amino acids)
Biological process (GO): cytoplasmic translation
Cellular component (GO): cytosolic large ribosomal subunit; ribosome
Molecular function (GO): protein binding; structural constituent of ribosome
Source: RefSeq, a predicted model, not a curated record
AUGGUCCGUUACGCCGCCCAGGAGAUCCCCAACGAGAAGAGCGCUCGCGCUCGGGGCUCUUACCUCCGUGUCAGCUUCAAGAACACCCGUGAGACCGCUCAGGCCAUCAACGGCAUGAAGUUGACCAAGGCUCUGUCCUACCUCGACAACGUCACCAAGAAGACCAUGGCUAUCCCCAUGCGCCGGUACGCCGGUUCUACCGGUCGCACUGCACAGGGCAAGCAGUUUGGUGUCUCCAAGGCCCGCUGGCCCGUUAAGUCUGCCGAGUUCCUCAUCGACCUCCUGAAGAACGCUGAGGCCAACGCCGAUACCAAGGGUCUCGACACCGGCAACCUGAUUGUCAAGCGCAUCCAGGUUAACCAGGCUCCCAAGGGCCGCCGCCGCACUUACCGUGCCCACGGUCGUAUCAACCCCUACAUGACCAACCCCUGCCACAUUGAGCUCAUCCUUACUGAGGCCAACGAGGAGGUCAAGAAGGCCCCCGAGACCGCCGUCGUCCGUCUUAGCUCUCGCCAGCGCGGUGCUCAACUCCGUCGUGCCAUCCAGGCAUAA